GGAAGACUUAAACGCGACGUUACUUUUGGUUAUAAGAUGUCUUCAAACCCAUUUAUUGUCUUUUUUGAUACUUUCGUUCAUACUGGGCAAAACAAGGAAAGUAUAGAUUGUGUCAGGUUUAAGAGUGGAGUUGAAUUAGUGAAAAUAUGUAUUCUUCCAUUUGGGUCGGUUGUUGAGAGUAACCUAUCUGAUGAACCACUUUUGGGAGCUACUAAUCCAGCUUCUUUCGAUAUGAAGGUAUACAGUAACAGUCGAACUAAUUGCAUUGUCUUGCAAAAUGUUGCUAAAUACCAUUUUAAUGAAAAAACUGGGAUCAACACAAUUUAUUUCGAAAACAGCUUACACUCUAACUUUUUGCUUUUCCGUGGCGUGUACUCUACCCUGACAGUUGCUCUUUUCGGCUUUCCGGCCGUGUCUGUACCUGUCCAGUCACUAGCUCCAGCUACUAAUCUGUCGAUCCCACCUCCCACCGCGGGAAUAAAUAUUGGGGCAGUCGAAGCAGCUAACUCAGGGUAUUACAAUCUUAAUAAAGUGCCAGGAAUUCAAACUGAACAAAAGCCUGAUGUUCCGAAUAACUGGCAGCAAUAUCAUUCACAAACGAAUUCGACGGAGAGUUAUAUGAAAUCCCAGUCCUUGAAUGUGUGUUCAUUGCAGCCUGAAAGCGAAUUGUCUUCUAUUCAUCCAGUCACAGAAGCGGAUUUAGAGGAAAAAGUAGAUGAUCAAAAGACAAUGAACAUAGAGUCUGCUGUUCUUUAUGAGGAUGGUGAGAUUCAGGAUGUUGACUACGAGGAAAUAUCGUCUAAUGAGGAAUUGUUUUCAGAAAUAGAAGAUGGUGAAAAUCUAGAGAUUGGUGAUCAUCAGUCAGAUGUCGAAGAAAUUAGAGAGAUUGAAUCUCAUAUUUCCUCCUAUCAAUGGCGUUUUAAUCCAUUUGAUUUAAUAAAUCAGUAUUCUAAUGUAUUCUCUUGUGACUUUCGUAGAAUCGCAGAUCCCACAAUCACCUUAUUCGAGCUUCAUUGUUGGCUGUUGGAACAAAAUGCCUCCAAUAAGGAUCAAUUAUUUUCUGAAAAUGAACCGUUUAAUCGAAAUCCUGAUGAACUCGAAGUAGAAUCGAACUUAAAUUUAUUACCACCUCCAGAUGACUGGGCAGAUGCAAGUCAGUCUGCAGAGUAUCUCAUUGAGAUGACGAAGAAAUAUUGUUCUUUAUCGACUGCAGGUUUUCAUGAAGAGUGGAUUGAUUGUCUUGAAAAUAUUGGUACUCAUUUGCCCCAAGGUCUGGCCUUCUUAUACUGUACUGACCGAAAUCUAUAUCAAGCUGUCACUGAAACUCUUCUACUCUGGGUAUACAGCGGUUUAAAUAUGGAUUUAGCAUUGAGUCAACCAAAUGCUUCAUACAUAGUUAAGCAUAUUACAGUUGGUGUACAUCUUGCUGGUCUUAUGACCAGUACAACUACUUCAGAAUUAGCUAGUGCUUUACUUUAUCCUGAAACUUUGAAACAUGAUGGUAAUGAUUCAAGUAGUAAUACACAUAUAGAAGGAUUACAGGUUCAGCACCUGCUCUUAGAUCUUUUAGAGUCUCCUUUAAUUACAACGCCACUGAGACUUUCUGUUUGUCGUGCUCUAGAUCAGACUACACGAUUACCCAUUGGUUUAAAUGCUUUCUUAGGCGUAAGCCAAAUAGGUAGUGAUGAAAAAGUUGUUCAGAGUUGUACAGAGGAACCAUUAAAGACUGAAGCAAAUUCUGAUGGAAUGGAUCAGUUUAUCGGUAUCACGAAGGGCAGUACAAACGAUGAACAGUAUAAUGUUGAAGGUGAAUUCAAUCAAUCCACUAAAUUGGAACAAAUUGAUGACAAUGAUGAUGUGGAAAUGUUGGACAGACAUUUAUCAUCUGAUAGAAUUCAGUCACCAUAUCAGCGCUUCAUUUUCAUUGUUAGCGGCAGUAAAAACUCUCGUGUAACUGCAGCGUAUGAACGAUUGUUAAAUAAAGUGCAUACAUAUGAACUUCUUUCUGGACUACGGGAUUUAGUUAACCAAUUUCAGAAAAUCGGUGAGCAGUAUCUCAAUGGAAAUCAUAAUGAUAUACUCCAGAUUAUGGAAUUGGAACAGACUUUAGUCAGUCGGUUAAGGAGGAUAACACAUAUCUUUCAAAAUGCUGAACAAAUUAUUGCAAAUCCUCGGUCGACUCUUCCUUGUCCAUUGUUGCUAAAUGAGAGUAAACGAAUUGCCUACAAUCCUUAUGCAGAUCUAUGUUCUAUGCUAGACUCUUGUGGUUUGAUUGACUCAUUGACUCAUCUAAUCAAUACAAUUACAAAUAUGCACGAGGGUUUAUUACAAGACAAUGAAACUGAUAAUCAAUAUGAGAUGAUGAACAUCUCCUCAUUGGUUGGACAAAUUCAAGUAUCAAUAUGUGAAUUAUUACGUGUAAUAUGUUCACAUUCCUAUGGUUUAUUGCUUUUCGCCUAUCGACCAGAAUCAACUAGUCUAUUGGUUAAAUCGUGUUUACAAAUAUUCUCCAAUGGUAUUUUAAAGGAUAACAUGAAUAGCAAUAAAUCAUUUGCUUCUGAAUUCUUCAUAUUCGGUUUGGAAUUAAUUUACAAAAUAGAAGCUCUUCGAUAUCUUGAUUUAAUUAUCGAUUGGACAAGAAAGAAAGGUAUGACAGGCAUUUAUUCCUUUGUCACACAACUUCAAUCUGAGACUAGUAGUAGUUCUGUAGAUUUACGAUCCAAUGAAGCAGCAAUUCUACGUGAUGCCUUAUUUGGACUGACCAGAUUGACAGUGAACACGAUUGGACAGUUUCAUAAUUCUAUGGACAAUGAUGGUACUGUCGAUGAUGAUGAUGAUGAUGAUGACCAGCAGCUGUCUAAUCUAGAAUGUCUCAAAGAAUUUGUCCAUACCACAUUGAAUACUGCAUCACCUAUAUGGAUUGCUGAUGUCAUUGCUAUGGAUGAUUAUUUCGCUCCAUUUCUAAUGCUUACUGAAGCUUUUGCUGAACACGAUGUAGACAUAAAGUGUGCAGGGAAUAGCACACAGCAGUUGGCAUUACCGAAAACUGAAAAAUCUAAAGCUUCAAAUGAAGAAACAAAGUCUAACACACAGUCAAAUGAUCCGGCUUCAACAGAUGCACAUUUUGAAAUGCCAAGCGCUUUAAGUUCGAAAGCAACAAUCCACAAUCUGCUCUCUGGACCAAUUCAGUUAAACAAUUUAGUGAAUACCUUGAUCAUUACAGUAUUACGUCACAGUGAGGAUGUAUCCUAUUUAGAUCGUUAUGGAUUUCGUUUGGCACAGCUGAUCACGCCACAUCAACAAAUCGACUGUGUAGAAGAUAUUACACCUAUUGAUGUAUUAGUACAACUGAAUUCAUUUACUCGAAUUGCACCAAUUUAUAUUAAUUGGCUUCGUGAUGGAUUGUCUCGUUCACAUGUUACAGGAGUGUUCAAUGUACCGACUGAUUCACCUUUAUCACCUGACGCCUGUUCAUGGUUAAUUAGUCAAUUGCAAACAAUGAGUAAUGAAUUGACUGAAGCAUUAGAUACACUUUUAGAUCUUGAAGUUGCUGAAGAUCUUAUAGCACCAAAUACUACAUCAUCUCAUUUAACAUUUCAAAGUCGAAAACUAUCUAAUGCUCAAAUUGUUACAGCUGGUCGGUGUAUACCGCCUAGCAUUUUAUUGGUAUUACGUUUAUUACGUACGCAUAUACUCGGUUCAAGUCGAUUAUCAAUUUUUGAUCGUUUAUCAUAUGAUAAUUUUUCAAAACAACAGAUAAUUUUAUCUCGAACGAAUGCACUUAUUAGCAUAAUCAGUAUGAAUGGAUUAAAUACGUUUAUUACCUUAAUUCAGAAACUCUCUGAUUUCUUCAUACUGCAAUUACAAGCCACGUUAUCUCAUGCAAACAAUGCAACCGAUCUGAUAGAUAUAAGUAGUUGUGAUAGUAAUGCCAGUCUAGUGUUUUCAAUAUUUGAUUCCGUUAUACAAAUUGUUUCUGUCCUAUUACGCACUAUCAUCCCAAUCCAAGGUGAAGAUUUUCAAGAUACUCGGAUUUUACAUCCUUUAUUUUAUGCGUAUGCUUGUACAAUUUUCACAUUUUGUCCCCCUGGUCCUAAAGCUGUCCAACUUGAAAGGAUUCGUGAUAGCGUAAUUACUGGUGUUUUGGCCUAUACACAUUCUGAACUAAACAGAGUGCUUAAUAUUCAAGAAAUCAAUAAAUCCCUGUGGGUAUUAAUGCUAAAAGAACUGAUCCGUUUCACAAUAUCAUCACCGUGUUUCUUCCUACCUGGCCUAUUAAUAUUCAUAGAUUUGUUGCCUCUACCGUUACCUAUAGUCACUGUUGAUCUGUCUUUUGGUUCAAGUGAUGAAUCUAAGAUAAAUAGUUCCCGAGAUGUUUGGGCUGCCCACCUACUUGCAGUAUCUUCUGAUUUGAUAGGAAUGAUACAGUUAUUGAGUGCAACUAUUUCAUCACCGAACAAUCUAUUGUUCUGUACUCUUUUCAAAUUUGUUGAACGUUUAGUGGAUAUCAGUUUAGCCUUUGCAAGUCUACUUGCUAAUGCGUGUUUAGAUAGCAUAAAUGAUGUUCGAACUCAAAUCCUAAAUGAACCUGAAAAAGAAGAGAAGGAAACGGCUGAAAGUAGUGUGUCGAAUGAAGGAGAUAACGUAGAGGAACUAUGUUCAAAGACAGAAGAGUCACUUUCAUCUUCAGAGAAUAGAACGGAUCAUUUAGUUAGUGAAUUAAAUACACCCAGUACAAAGUUGUUAUUAAAUCCACAGCCAAUCUUAGAUCCACGAUUGUCAACACAAAAACUGAGCAUUGAUGCAUGUCGAGUUGAUAAUACACUACCGUCUGACUCUGAGGCAAAUGUACUACAACCACCACCACCAUCACUAAAACAGCAACAACAACAAGUCAAUCCAACGAAUGCGAUUAAAUUUUCUAUAAAACAAAUUGAAUCAACUGAACUGAAUGCUGCCUUAUCGCUGUUGUUUAUUCUUUUGAAAAUUCCAGUCUAUCGAUAUGCUGUGCUAGAUGCAUUACGUCAACAAGCUAAUCGCCAUGCUGAGAAUACAACGGUUACCGAAGAUGGAAAUUCCUCUUCAAGUCCUGAUUCUCCUAGUGGUAAUCUUCUCCGUCAACAUUUUCUCAGUGUUAUUGACUCAGUCCUGACUGAAUAUUCUGACAAAAACUCGUGCAUAUCUGUUCAAUUAAAAAUACUUCAAUGUUUGAGUCUUCUUGUCGACGUGAAAUUAUCAAUUAACAACACUAAAUAUCAUGUUGAUUCGACUGAAAGUGAAGCUCAAUCCUUAUCUGAUAAUUUACCGGAUUUAUGCCUACUCAAAGAAUUAGUUCUUAUCCUAAUCAAGCAUAUUAAUCAUCCAGACAGAGAUAUGAGCACUUUACCAUCAGCAUUAGAUCCCUUGAUUAUAAUCACUGAUCAUGAUCCAGGCUUUGUUGUUGUUAAAGAAGCAUUGGAUAGUCCAGUAGCGUUUCACAAUGGUCAACAUUUAUUCGCCAAUUUAGUCCAACGUGUUAAUGAUUGUUUCAGUGCAGAUAAUCCAGAUUGUCAGGCUACACUAACUGGUUGUCUACGAUUAAUUCAAUCCUUGGUUAUAGGGCAUAGUACAUUACCGUUAACUUUUAUAUCAAAAUGUACUAAUUGGGAUGAAAUUGAAGACGUCGAAACUAAAUCAUCAUCAGAUCCCCAGAUAGAGACUAAAUCUUUGGAUGAAAUAAAUGAUAAUUUAUUUACCAGACAGCUUCAUAUAUCUGGUGAACGUGUUCGUGAAUUGUUAGGUUGGUCGGGAAGUGGAGAUCAUGGAAAACCUGUUCGAGAUCUUCAUUCAUUGCUAGAAAUGUUAGCUGAUGAUGAACCAUCACUUGAGUAUUUAAGAAGUGGUAUGAAAAAUCUCUUGUCAUUAUUGUCAAAUGAUUAUGACAUUCCUGAAUUGAAGGAGUUGACUGCUACUAAUCAAUCCGAUUCUUACAAAAUCAGAUCAAAAUUACCAAAUCCUCGAUCAUUGGAUAUAUUAGUGCGUGAUUACCAGAAGUUUAUUAAACUCUCCUUAGAUGACAACAAUUCAGAAAAAGUAUCUAAGCAUCAACCGAAAUAUUAUUAUAAAAAUCUUUCGGCUGUAAAUGAAAAAAUUUCAGAAGAUAUAGACAUGGAAUUACCUUCAAGUGGUUCUAAAUUCAUCGGUAGUCAGAUUCCUGUAUCCAUUUCAUAUCAAAAUAACUUAGUACAAUGUGAUUUAAAUGAUAUUGCAACUAAUGGGUGUAAUGGAUUACGAAUACGAGAGGAACUAGCCAAGUGUGGACGUCAACAAGAUUCAAGUGAAGUAGCCAUUCGACAUCAGAAACGUAGACGUGGUCAAUCAACAAUUAUACAAACUGGAAUAAGUUCAAAGAAAUUUGUCGCACCUAUGCGUGGUCGAGGUUUUAUGCUACGUAGUGCAGCACCAUCUAAUCCUAUCGCUAGUAAUACAGUUCCUGCUGUCCUCGGCGCUAAUACUGGACAACUGAAUACAAAUGUUCCAGGUGUUCGUGUAGAUCCAUUCCGUUCGAGACCGUUGAAUACAAGUCGUCCGCCAAGUUUACAUGUUGAUGAUUUUACUAAAUUAGAAAAAGAAGAAGGCAUUAUUGAGCAGGAUACCACUCGUUCUAGACCCUAUCGUGACACGAGAAUAAUGAGAGGUCGUGGAGGCAGAUACAAUCCUGUACGUGGAUCAUUUCCUGGUCAUAGUGCUUCAAAUGUGUCCAGUAUUUCAAAUAUGCCAUUUGGUAUGAAAAUGCCAACCGUUAAUCAGUUGCAUACCACAGCGCUUUUACCGAAUUGGCCUGUUGCUACUAGACCACUUCCAUUACUUCCGUUCAGUUUGGAUCCACGAGUGAACCAAGAACGAAGAGAUCGACACGGGCGGUGAUAACAUAUCCAACUCUCUUUCAGUGUCAACAAUGUAAUUAAAUGUAUAGAACACUGUGUUGUAUUUGUACUAUAAGUUAUGCUUUAUGUUUACUUUCUAAAAAAAAUGAUCUGUACAAAAUCAGCUUUUAACUUUUGACUGAAAAAUACAGUCG
Molecule: messenger RNA, 7060 nt
Organism: Trichobilharzia szidati
Lineage: Eukaryota; Metazoa; Platyhelminthes; Trematoda; Strigeidida; Schistosomatidae
Source: the annotation of a GenBank genome assembly